AAGAGGAGUACUGCUUUGAUUAAAGAUCUUGUCAUGAAUUAUGAUUGUCCUCCGAGGCUACUGGGCGUAAAGCCCCCCUCGUGAUGAACAUUCUCUUUAGGCCGACACUUGAUUCCAUAAGAGAGUGUAGCUUCUUAAGCGAAGUGGGGUUGAUCAUCCACGGCGGGGUUGAAUAUGCAGAUUGGACCACAUCGAGCAACCCGGUGUCUCUCUAAAUGGGUAAGAAAAGGCUGAUCCUCACGUUGCUCUGCCCCUCCUAGCAGGGCAGUCUUAAGAAGCCGCCGCUCCUAUCAAUAUGGGCGUUUACGAACGCAACCCAAGAAACACACAACUAGAAUCCUUUGAUUGCACCCUCCGAAGUCCGCAAAUAUGAAAAUCGCAAUUGCGGGCGUCGGAGACGUAGGCACCUACUUCAUCGAAGAAUUCAGCAGAUCCGAGCAUGGACUCGUCCUCCUCACGAGCAAACCCAAAAGCCUCCGAGAUCGCCUACCCAUUGAGCAACGGAUUACCGAUUACAGCGUCGAGAGCCUCACACUGCACCUGCACGACUGCGAUGCCGUGGUAUCCACCUUCUGCGGGCCCGAGGACAAAUAUAUCACUGCCCAUCUGGCAAUCCUAGAAGCAUGCACCCGGUCCCCAAAAUGCAAGCGCUUCCUCCCCUCGUCCUGGACCACCAACAUCGAAGACUUCGGUGACCAACCGAUCAUGCUCGCACACUCACGAGACACAAUUUGGAAAGCCCUCCGCGCACAACAUGAGAUUAAAUGGACCAUGGUUUGCAACGGGUGGUUCAUGGACUAUGUUGUCCCCGCCUCGCAGCGGUAUUUACGAGACGUCGGCGUGGGAUGGGUGAUGGAUCACCAAGAUAAGGUGUUCGAGUUGUAUGCGGAUGGACAGCAGAAGGUUACGGUAACGUCUGUUCGAGACGUUGCUCGGGCGGCAUUGUCGAUACUGGAACAUGACGAUAUCAAGUGGAACGAAUUUACUCAUUUUGGCGGGCAAACCGUCACGUAUCUUGAAUUAUACAAGUUGAUCAAGAGACGGGACCCAUCGUGGACAUUGAAGAAGUUGCCAUUUGCUGUGGUGAUAGAAAAGAUUACGUCGGGGAAGUUGGCCGGUGAGGAGGUCGACUUGGAGUACUUUAGACUUAUGGGUUUUACCAAUUGCAACAGGGUUCCGGAGGAUAGGGCUUUGGCGUGGGGGACGGGCUUGUUGGAGGGUCUGAGCGCUCGCAGUGUUGAGGAAUUUCUGGAUGAGGCGGCUAAAGACGAGAAGGCUGUUCCGUAAGCUAUGUGAGAUGGUUGUUGUAUCGAGUAAUCUAAAUGAGCAUGGAAUAGGUCAAGCAACCCACGCAGAUCGAGUCAGUAAACAUAAUCCCGCCGAUGGUAUCUCUGAGUGGGCCCAGAGCAGCCUGAGCCAAUCUGGAUAGCCUGACGAUGACUACUAUUGUUCUGAGCUGGCUAGGAAAGAAAGUAUUGCAGCGCCGCCCUCUCAGGGAUUUGCAAAUGUUGAUUCCCGGAUAUUGAAUGUGGUGAUAUGCUUCAAUCGAAUCGAUACCCCCCCUUGCAUUGGGUAGAAUGCAAGAGCCUUCGGACAUACAUCCGUGACACAGAAUGAGUGCAUCAUGGGUGGAACCAUUGCAAAAGGAUCCAUGUGGUCGACUAAGUGAGUGAGUUUAUUGGUGCGCACAAUUCCCAUCCUCAUCAUGAAGGUCAGGAUCAACCAAGUAAGCGGGCCCACAACGCCGGGCAAGUUGGAGGUAGCGAGCUCAGAUAGUCAGAGAAGAUAAGAGAAGCAUGAAUACAAAAGUGCGCUUUUCCACCCAUUAAGAUAUAAUGCACGGCUGGAAGGGCGAGAGCGUUAAUGUUGGCUUGCUUGGUUAGAUUACGUGUGGCCAGGAGAAACACUUCGAAGGGCAGUUGAUCCAACCGAUGCAUUCUUAUCCUAGAGGGGAGGCGCGUGGCCACAGGCGAAAUCAGAUAUGAGAGCGAGCGAAG
Messenger RNA from Aspergillus pseudotamarii, 1997 nucleotides. RefSeq lists its product as uncharacterized. The coding region runs from base 370 to 1287 and encodes 305 amino acids. The record is from RefSeq and is a predicted model, not a curated record. Lineage: Eukaryota; Fungi; Ascomycota; Eurotiomycetes; Eurotiales; Aspergillaceae. The transcript has a single exon.